This is a messenger RNA of Parasteatoda tepidariorum (common house spider), 1815 nucleotides long. The record is from RefSeq and is a predicted model, not a curated record. NCBI's taxonomy places the organism in Eukaryota, Metazoa, Arthropoda, Arachnida, Araneae, Theridiidae.
UUACGUCGUUUGAUUGAACUUAGAAUUUGCUUAUGCGAAAAUUGAUCUACACCAGCAGGAAAAUAAGCAGCUGUGAUUGUUUUCGUUCCUCGUUCGAAAUCAUAACAAUAAACGCAUGAACAUACAGAAAUGAAAUAGGUACAUAAAUUAGAAUAAUGUUUCAAUCAAAUAUGAUCUUUAUAUACUGAGAAUGAGCACUUUCUUUUUAUAAUAAGGUAUUUGAAAGAACAUUAUAUCCAACUGUUUUGAUGCAUGUUUAUGUCUUUAAAUAAAGUGAGGUUGUGUACUUGAUUAUGUGAAAUGAUGUAAUUCAGAUCUGAUUUUCAAAACUCCUUAGCAGAAUAAAAGGGAUUUUGUGAAUGCAUUUCAAUGGAUCAAUACUUGUGGUUAAAAUCUUUACACUCUCAUGGACCAUCACUCAUAAAUUCUGUAGUUAAUGAUGCUGUUAUUGACUCACAAAAUCUAUCUAAAAAACAGAAAAUAUUCAACUUUAUAAAAAACAAGCAUGAAAUCUUAUUUCAAGAAAGACCUGCAGCAUUUCAAAAAUCACCAUCUUUUGAUCCUCUACCAGUUGAGCUUUUUUGGGAUUGCUCAAAGGAACAAAGAAGAAAAUUGUUCUUUAAACAUCUUGAGAGGGGUGAUGUUUUGUUAUUAAAAGUAAUAAAUGAUGGUCUGUCUGACAAUUACAAACUUCUAGUUCUUGCUAAACAUCAGUGCUGUAUGAAGUUGGAUGAUUUAUCAUUAGUUAUGUAUCUUCCAAAGUUAAAACAAGAGUUGGAUUUAGUGGCCGGAGGAGUAAUUAACUAUGAUGUAAUAAGAGCUGCUGUUUGUUCAUGUUCUCUCCAUGAACGUAAAUUAUUUGUUACACUUGAUGACACCAUUUUAGAUGAAGAUGCUGAGCCUGUUAAGCUUGGUAAAAUUACUACUGAUGAACUCCCAUCUUAUCUGGGUGAAUUGCAAGUUUCACAUUCAAGUUACAAAGCCUAUUGUCACCAAAGCUCUGCAUUUGUAGAUCCCAACUGGGCCAAUCAGCUAUAUGAUGUUCUUGGAUUAAAGAAAAACUACUUACAUUCUUUCUACAGAGAAUGGGAUGGAAAACAAUGUCCUGCAGCUGAAACUGGUAAAGUCAUAAAAAUGAAACACAUAAUGUGGCUUUCUGAUAUGCACUACAACAAAGCUGUAGAAUACUACCAAGCUCAAAACUUCACUCAAGCUAUACUAUGUUUGAAUCAAUCAUUGGCUAUUUAUCCACAGAAUAAAAAAGCACUUGUUUCCCGUGGAACAUUGUAUUUUAAAACAAAUAAUUUGAACAAGGCAUUUAUUGACACAGAUCAAGCUAUGCAGUUAGAUCCUUUAUAUGAACCAGCACAAAAACAAAUGUCUGUAUUGCUUGUUGAUGUUGCAAAAGAGCAUAAAAAAACUAAUAAGUUUGCUUUGGCUAAGGAAGCAUUAAGAAUGGCUAUUCAUUUGAAUGAUCUUAAUGAAGAAGCAAAACAACUGUUGCUGAAAAUAGAAGAGGAAGAAGAAGAAAUUGAAUGUCUUAAAAGCAAUAAAAUUUCUUUGAUUCCAACAAUUGUUAAUGGAAGUCCUACUAAAACUCAUAAACCAAGUCCUACAAAGAAAAAGAGGCGAAGGCACAGAAGUCGUCGUGAAGAAUAUGAAAGGAGGAAGCAGUUAAGACACAAGUCAAAAUCUGGAUCACCAAAGAGAAAAAAAUCAUUGCAAUCUGUUAUAAACAAAGUUGUAGCACCUUGAUUUACUGCUUAUUAUUGUAUAUUUGUAAAAUAUAUUGUAAAUAAAUUUAUUUGUAUGGUC